AUGGCGAAUUCUCAAGUCCUUCUUGCCGAUUUGAAAGCAGGUCGCUGUUCGAACGUUGCGGAGGUCCGGUUGUUAAGGUUUUGGGAGGCCAUAAAUGUUAGGAAAGGGGGAGAGCUUAUGAGUGUUGAUAUGCUCUUUGUUGAUGAAAAUUCAACGCUAACGCAAGGAUCUGUUGGGGCGAACCGUCAGCUAAGGUUCAGAGAUCGUCUCAGUGAAGGCUCUCUCUACACGUUAACCGGAUUUGACGUCACACGCAGCAACACCAAUUUCCGUUUGUCUGAUGCUCCUUUCUCGAUUUGGUUCAAUGAAGGAACCAAAAUUGAGAAGAUUCCAGCGUCUGUUAGGCCCAUACCUACGGAGCUUUUCAGGUUCAUGCCAUACAGCCAAAUACUUGAGCUCGCAAACACUGGCAAGCAGCUUCCUGACAUAAUAGGUGAGUUGAAUGCGAUCAGAAGCACAAUCACAGACCGUUUACCAGGGGCACAGCGUGUCAUGCUAACUCUGCGUCUUGAAAGGUUUUUGCUGUUUUAUGAACACCAUUUUUAG
Brassica oleracea var. oleracea is the source of this 546-nucleotide messenger RNA. RefSeq lists its product as uncharacterized. Lineage: Eukaryota; Viridiplantae; Streptophyta; Magnoliopsida; Brassicales; Brassicaceae. The transcript is spliced from 3 exons. The record is from RefSeq and is a predicted model, not a curated record. Bases 1 to 546 code for a protein of 181 amino acids.